Molecule: messenger RNA, 3593 nt
Organism: Prorocentrum cordatum
Lineage: Eukaryota; Dinophyceae; Prorocentrales; Prorocentraceae
Source: the annotation of a GenBank genome assembly
CUCGAGACGCGGGCCUCCGACCUCUCGACCACUUCCCUAGGACCUGCUUUUCAUCCCGAGUCGUUUCUGUAUUUUUCCGAGGCGUGUAUCUCGGCCCGUAGAGGCCGAAAACCAAGAAUCACCGUCGUCUCCCAAUUUUUCUCGAGACGCCGGCUGUAUGGGGAAGGCCCUCGCGGGCCGCUCGCCGCGCCAGCAGCGGGUGACAGCCCGCGGCGGGCCGCUGGUCGCGCCGGCCGCGGGCGCGGCAACCUCUGCGUUUGCCGCGUGGUAGCCCCAGCCGAUCCACGCGUGGCGGCCGGAGUCGGGCCGAGGGCCCGGCGGGGCAGCGGAGCCGCAUGAAGGUGCGGCUGACCUCCACUGGGGCGGAGGGCUGGUCGCUUGAGGUGGAGCUGCAGAGGGGCGCCACCGUGAGGGAGCUCAAGGAGACCCUGGCGGGCGCCCCCCACCUCCUGGAGCUCGGAGCGAGCUCGAAGCUCCUGGCCAGGCUGGCGACGGGCCUGCUGGUCACCGUGCCAGACUCGGCUGGCGUCAAGAAGGAGAUGGUCGUCCACGGGAUGCCGCCCCAAGGCCGGGACGCUGUGGACUCGCGAGGUCCCGGGGCCGGCCUGGCCCUGGAGACGCCCUCGGACGUUGUCUCCUGUGGCCUGAGCUGGAUUGCCGACGCCAGGCACCUGCCAUGGGCCUGGUGCGCGGCCGCGCCGGACAGAGGCCUGGACCGCGUGCGGGCGGCCAUGCUGCUCGACGACGCCCUGGAGCAGAUCGCGCACGAGCCAGUGCAGCAGAGGCUCGACCUGCUGUUCGCGCGCUGCCCGCAGGGGGAGUGCCAGCUGCAGCCGGGUCCGUCGGGCCUGCCCCGCCUGCACGAGCUGGUCAGGCUGGUGUCGGGCCUCCUCGCGGAGGCCCUCGCGCCGAUGCUGGAGAGGUGGAGGGGGAAGCUGUCGGAGGGCCUGCAGGGGCUGCUGGACAUGCACCGCCUGGUGCAGCCCCACGCCGAGCACGAGGAGGUCGCCGCCCGCCUCGAGCAGCUGCAGCAGAGCGUGUGGACCGGGGGGGCGGAGGCCGAGGAGGCGCAGGCCGGGCGCCGCGGGGGCCCGCGGCGCCGGCGGCAGGCGCUGCUCGCCAUGCCGUGCACGCUGUUCCUGGCGUACGCCUUCCACUGGGCGCUGCCGCCGCUGGAGCGGCGCCUGAGCUCUGGCGCGCGGGCCAUCGCGUUCCUGGAGGCCCUCCUCCGCGAACACGGGCGCGGCCUGGGGGCCAUGUGGCCGAGGUCGCGGCACGGCCGCCCGCGGCCGCUCGUCGUCUGGGUGCUCGGCGGCUCGGAGGCCUGCGAGGGCCGGCUGGCCCGCGCGGGCUACUUCGAGGACGCGGCUGGGCUGCUGGGGCAGGGCUGGCCCGUGAUGUGCAUGGACUUGGUCUUCGUGGGCACCCGCAGGUGGGAGGGCCUGCCGUGUGGCCGGCGGGCGCGCGCGAGCUCGGUGGUGGAGCCCUUGGCCGAGGGCGCGCCGCCGCCGGACCUGGCCGUGCUCCUGAACCCCGGGCUGGGCGAGCUCGACGAGGCGGGCGCGCGGGCGCUGGACUCCCUGCUGCCCCAGAUCGGGCCGCUCCUCGACGGCAGCGUCUGCUCCGAGGGCGGAGGCGCUCCCUGCGUCGCCACCACGAGCCGCUGCGAGGAGGUGGCCGUGGGCGAGCGGGCGCUCUUCGAGCGGCUGGGCGCCAGCAUCGUGCUGGGCCCCGUGCGGAACCUGUUCUCGGGGGCCGCCGCGGCGCCCGCGGCGCGCUACGACGACAACGGCUGGGCGGUGGUCGCGCGAGGCCGCGGCGGGACGCCGCGCCCGGGGAGCGGCGCCGAGGUGGCCAGGAGCGCCGCCUACUAUAUGUUCGGGUCGGACGCCGCCGCGCGCGCGGCGCCGGGCGGCGGCCACUCCGCCGGGGAGGGCCUGUCGGAGUUCUCGGGCCACGGCGCAGCCAUCAAGGAGAGCCUCCGGCUGAGCGCGGCGAGGGGCGACUGCGCGGGCGACGAGCCGGGGGAGGCGCCGCAGCGAGCGAUGCUCGUGGAGAACAAGAGGCUCACCCACGAUGCCUUCCGCGACGGGGGCUACGAGCAUCUCCUGCCCAGGCAGCUGUGCCUGCCCCGGGUCUACACCGCCGCGCUUGCGCGGGAGAUCGUCGAGGGCCUGCACCUGGGCUGGCGCGACGCGUGCGUCCUGAAGCUCUGCAACCGAGCGCGGGGCGCGGGCUGCGUGCCGCUGCGCUGCUCGGAGCUCGACGAGGCCCUGAGGCUGCUCCUCUCACCGCCGGACAUCACCCAGGAGUGGCUGAGGGAGCAGCACCCGCGUUUCUCCCGGGCCUGCUCUUGGGGCUGCUUCGAGGAGCAGCUGAGGCACUGGUGGUCUAACGAAUGCCCGGUGUUCGUCGCGGAGCCGUGCCACCGCUCCGUUCUCACGGAGAAGGACGGCCGGGGCUUCGAUGGGACCUUGCGCCUGGGCUUCGCGCUCCACCGUAUCGAGGGGGCAGAAGGGGGGGACGAGCUUGAGGUGAUGACGGAGAACGGCCCCUGGCGCGGCAGGCGAGCCCGCCAGGCUUCCCUGGAUCUAGCGGGCCGCCCUGGGGAACGUGCGCUCUCCAGCACCGAGAUGAGGAGGUGGUUUGGCGCCCAGGAGUCAGGGGCUCUGGUGCUCGAGUGGCUCGGGGGCUACUGGAAGCUGCCCGAGGAGGACGUCACGUCUCCAGAUCUGCGAGGCAGGGUGGUCAGCAAGGCUCGGCAAGGCACUGCACCUGUCAGCGGCGCGCACUUGCACGAGGUCUACGCCGCCGUUGGCGACGCCGUUGAGAACGCGUUCGGAGCCAGCGGGAUGGGCGUGCAGCAGCUGAGGCAGAGGUAUCCAGAGGCCCGCGAGCUCUGUGCCUUCCUGACGGCCAGGCUGGCGUGCACCGUUCGUGGGCGCGAGCCAGGCAGAGGCAGAAUGCUGCUGAAGCUGGCCGACGAGUACAACAGCAGAGGCAGUGGUUGGCCACAGAGAUACGUGAAAUCUUACAUCGAGAGGAGCCUCGGAAUCUUUGAGGCCCUGAGGGGCCGCUGGGACGAGGCCGACGGCUGCUUCGAGAGGUCUCUGGCCGCCAUGCCGACGAACGCCACUGCUAAGUAUCUGCGUGGCAUGUCGUCGCUGGAAGCAGGCGACUUCAGAGCCGCUGUGAGCUGGAUGGAGGCCUGUCUGCAGUUGGACCCAGACUUCAAGGCGCCUUACGUCAACAUCGCUGUCGCCCAUCUGAGCUUGCGGGACUGGGAGUCGGCUGCCGAGGCGAGCCAAGCCGGCCUGGGCCGUCACCCAGGCACGCCUCAGUGCCUGUACAACUUGGGCCUCGCGCUCUUCUGGACCGCGCUGGAGGCGGAGGAGGCUGGCCACUUCUCCCCACACCCGCUGAGACAGGGCGCUCUCGACAGCCUCCAGGCAGCGCGCGAUUGCCCGGAGAAGAGAGCCGCGCAGUGGACAGAGGCCGACGACAAGCUGCUGUGGGAGCUGCGCUUCCGAGAGUCCACCAUGCAUCGCCCUCUGAAGUGGGGCGGCUGGAAGUAUUACGCUUGGCGGCCCUGA